Molecule: messenger RNA, 1265 nt
Organism: Scleropages formosus (Asian bonytongue)
Lineage: Eukaryota; Metazoa; Chordata; Actinopteri; Osteoglossiformes; Osteoglossidae
Gene: ndufa10
Product: NADH:ubiquinone oxidoreductase subunit A10
Exons: 10
Coding region: 69-1136 (355 amino acids)
Biological process (GO): mitochondrial electron transport, NADH to ubiquinone
Cellular component (GO): respiratory chain complex I; cytoplasm
Source: RefSeq, a predicted model, not a curated record
GCAUAUUUGUUGCGUCUCGAAGGAGAGCGACUCCGGGGUCAGAGUAGAGAUUCCGAGUGACACAAGAGAUGGCUCUGCGGGCGGUGCGGCUCGUCGUGCAGCCCGGUGCCGCCGUGUUCAGACUCGGCGCUGUGCUGCACACGGCCAGGAUCCACUCAGGUGGCCCCAAGAACCUGCAGUGUGGCUGGUGGGCAUAUGCUCUGGGUGAGCGCACCAUGCCACGGUUCAAGGAGAACAGCAAGAUCUUCAGCAUCGAUGGCAAUUUAGCAUCUGGGAAGGGUGCUUUGGCACAAAAGCUUGCUGACAAAUUAGGGAUGCUGUACAUGCCUGAGCCUGACACACACUACCUGGACAAAGUAACAGGGGAAAGUCAGCUUCUGGACAUGCAAUUCAAUGGCAACUGUAGUCUGGAGAAGUUCUACAAGGACCCCAAGGCCCCUGAUGGGAAUUCCUACCGCUUGCAGUCCUGGAUGUACCACGUCCGCCUCCUGCAAUACUCGGAUGCCAUUGAGCACCUCCUCACCACGGGACAGGGUGUGAUCUUGGAGCGGUCCCCAUUCAGCGAUUUGGUGUUCUUGGAGGCCAUGUUCAAGCAGGGCUACAUAAGGAAACAGUGUGUGGAGCACUACAAUGAGAUUAAGGGCAUCAGCAUUUGUGAAUUCUUGCCUCCUCACCUGGUUAUUUAUGUGGAUGUCCCAGCUGAAGAGGUGCAGAAGAAGCUCAAACAGACAGGAAAGCCGGAACUUGAAAACGUCCCCGUGGCCUACCUAAAGAGCAUCGAGGAGUCCUACAAGAAAACGUUCCUCCCGAAGAUCAGCGAGUGUUCUGAAAUGCUGGUCUAUGAUGGAGCUCAAGCCCUGGAUAUUGAGAAGGUUGCAGAAGACAUUGAGUACUUGAAGUUUGACAAAGGGCCCUGGCUGGAGCAGGACGAUGUCACCUUCCAUUAUAUGCGGAUGCUGGUUGAGGACAAACAGAGGGUUGCUGACCUGACCUGCAUCCCAAGGUUCCUCCCCGAGGUCACCAUCGGGGCCCACGAAUACGACAAGGCCUACCAUGACUUCAAAUCGCUUCCGGGGAAGAAGUAUGCCCCAGGUUACAACGCAGACGUCGGUGACAAGAACAUCUGGCUGAAGUGAUAAUGUUUCUUUCUUUGGAUGCUGUAUAGAAGACUGCUCUGCUCCUCUGCGGUUCUACUGUAUUGUACAGGGGCUAAUUUGUAUGUCAUAAGAUUAUUGUAUGUAUUAAAAGGGACAUGUUCUAAAACA